CAAAAGAAAGGACGAAAAACCCGGUGUGGUUCUGUAGACGACGGGUCACAAACGUGCCUUUGCAUUCCAUCAUCAAUCGUCAGCCGAAAAAAUCGCAAGCCUUGCAUAUUAAAAUUCGAAGGGCUCAAAUUUGUUGGAAUUCAAGUGCAGUGCCAAAUAAGCAGCAAGUAUUUAUGUAAAUCUUGUGAAUUAGCGAAUGAGUUGCAACAUAUUCUGUAUGCUUGCAUUUAUAAAAUUGGAUUUAUUUCUAACCUCAACCUUGGCGGUAAGUUCAACUUGAGUUCUUACCUCGGGCAAAUACCAGAGGCGUCAUCUAAGCAAUGGCUCGUGGAAAGGAGAAGCGUGAACCGACUAGUAACGGCAAUGCGCCUCCAACAAAAAUGAUCCGGUCAUCUCACAAAUUCGAGCUAUCCCUGCCAAUAUUACCCAAGUUGAGCGGCAAUGUGCUCUCCUGUGGUCAAGGCGAAGUAGGCCAGCUAGGUCUCGGCGAAGAUGUUAUGGAAAAGACGCGGCCAGCUUUGGUCGACGGUCUGAAGGACGUCGUGGAGAUUUCUGCCGGUGGCAUGCAUAAUCUCUGCCUCACACGAAAGGGUGAAGUGUAUUCCUUCGGAUGCAACGACGAGGGUGCACUCGGACGCGUCACUGCCGAUGAUGAUGGAGCAGAAUUUCAACCGAGAAUUAUUGAACUACCAGCACCAUGUUUGAAGAUCUCUGCCGGCGAUUCCCAUUCCGCCUGUCUGCUGAAUGAUGGACGCGUUUACGCUUGGGGCUCAUUUCGGGAUUCACAUGGAAACAUGGGUUUAACAUUAGAAGGAAACAAACGGCUUCCGAUUGAGGUCCUCCCUGGAAUAAAAUCAGUGGACAUUGCAUCCGGGGGAGAUCAUUUGGUUAUUUUGACCGAGAAUGGCCAUGUGUAUACGGUUGGAUGCGCUGAACAAGGACAGCUUGGUCGAAUAUCUACCCGAGCGGCCUCCGGUGAAUCAAGACGAGGCAAAACAGACCUCUUGAAGCCAGGAAUUGUUACACUGAAAGGGAAGUACGUGUUCGCAGACGCCAUUUGGGCUUCGACUUACUGCACGUUUUUCAAAGAUCGUCACACCUCCAAAAUUUUUGCCUUCGGACUGAAUAAUUAUUGUCAGCUCGGCAUUCCAAACCCAAGUGAAAACAUUGUCAAACCUGUAUUUGUACCGGAACUAACUAGUUUUACGGACGUUAAAAGCAUCACAGGAGGGCAGCAUCAUACUUUGGUUUUGAAAACCGACAACAAAGUAUACGUUAUCGGACGUAAAGAGUAUGGGCGGCUUGGUCUAGGCAAUGUAACUGCCGAUGCAACAACGCUUACUUUAGUUGAUACGUUAGCCGAUAAAAAGGUAGUUGAGAUUUCCUGUGGCGAAAGCACGUCGUUUGCCGUUACAGAAAGUGGAGAAACUUACGCAUGGGGUAUGGGUUCGAAUCAACAGUUAGGAACCGGCAGUGAGGAUGACGAAACCAAGCCUGUACUCAUAGUCAGCAAACAGUUGCAGGGCAAAAAGGUACUUAAGGUUUCCAGCGGAGGUCAACACAGUUUGUUUUUGGUAGAGGAAAAGCCGUCCAAGGACCCAACUCCAGUACCGGAGGCAAAACCUGUGAACAAAUCAAAGAAGAAUAAGAUAGCAGAAGCAGAAUCAUCAUCCGCAGCCAUUCCAGCAGAAAGCAGUACGGAAACGGUGGCGUCGACGUCGGAGAAAUCCACUGAGAAACCGAAAACCAACGGUCAUCAUGCUGUUGAUAGCAAGGAAGAAAUCAUCAGCGAGGCGUCAGUAGAUACGGAGAAAAAACCAGCUGCUAAAGGACGAAAGCGGAAGCUGUAAUGUGCAACGGGACGCGCAGUAGAAAUAUUUACAAGUAAAUAUUUAAGAUUAGCUAGAAAAAGGAAGUAACACUUAGGACUAAGUGCUUUAUUAGGUUUGUCAGGAAAAAAACUCAUUUUACCGUUUCAUUGCACUGUCUGUAGACAACAAUUGUUCAUUUUUUCAUUUGAUUGAUUUGCCUCGUUCCUAGCUAUGUAUUGUAAUUAUACCGUUUCUUAUGUUAUUUUGUUGUUAGUGCUAUAAAUUUGGCGCUAAGGCCAACAUUUUCGUUUCGGAACAUUGUUAUUAGUAUUUGAUCUAGGAAGGAAUAACGAAAAUUAAACUGACGAAAGAGUCAUGAACGUAGUAAUCUUCUAGAUAUGAUUAAGCAUGUAUUUAUUUGAACCACGAAUAAAAAUAAAAUGUUUAAAUGAA
Molecule: messenger RNA, 2264 nt
Organism: Topomyia yanbarensis
Lineage: Eukaryota; Metazoa; Arthropoda; Insecta; Diptera; Culicidae
Gene: Rcc1
Product: regulator of chromosome condensation
Exons: 4
Coding region: 321-1850 (509 amino acids)
Cellular component (GO): cytoplasm
Molecular function (GO): guanyl-nucleotide exchange factor activity
Source: RefSeq, a predicted model, not a curated record